GCUGAUUAAAAUAAUUAGGCAAAAUUAAAUCCAACUUUUAAUUAAAUUUGUUAUAAUUUUAUUUCGUUUUCAUGAUUUCCGUCAACACUGAUUAUGAGACUAUUUUAAUCCGCUUAUUAAUGCAGGGUAUAAAUUGGUAAAAAGAAAUUGGAGGAUGCAUUUUAAACUGCAACACGAUGGGUCGUGCACUGACGGUAGUUAUUGCCACUCUGAUGCUUCAAGUACUAUGGGGCUCUGCUUUCUCCUCCCGACGCACCAACAUCGUCGACCUAGCCGAAAUGGACGACAAUGAAUAUUGUCACUCUUGCGUCAAAAUCGACAACAUCUGCUACAACCACACUGACCUGUUCGAGCUCCCCGCCCCCUUCGAUGAAAACCCCGUCGUUAAAAGAAUGGGUAUCAUGAAGGCUACUAACGUCCUAUACUACACCUUCGAACCUACGUUCAGUGAUAAAGAAUACUCCAAAGUUGGCUUCGUGUUGUUAAAUAAUCCGAAAUACUCUGGUGUCAUUUCUGGCUGGCAGUCUUUCAACUUUGGUCCCUUUGAUAUAAAUCAGAAAGAGAAAAAAGUAUAUCUAGGUGGUUCGGACGGUAUAUGGACUGUUAAUUCUACCAGCCAUAUCCCAACGUUUUUUGGCUGGAAAGCUAAUCAUAUCACUAACGUUGUUGUAAAGAACUAUAUGUAUUUUACUACGUCAGGUCAUAAUGGAAUAAUUAAAUAUGUGGGCGGGCAUUAUGCCGUUCAAUUAGUAGAUAUAAGAAUAAAUAAUUUUGUUCUGGAUAUAGGGCACAAUAUUGUGUAUUUAAAUGAUACUGGAUUAUAUAUUUCAUUCCGUAGUAAAAACCUGAAAGAUAUAAGACUAUCAACGGAACGGUUCAUCAGAGAUUUGACUGUUGAUAUUAAAGGAGCAGUAUACGCCUGGCACGUAGAUGGGAUAUAUAAAGUGACCGUAGGUAAUGUUCUUUCCCAGUCUACAUUGAAACGUGUUUCAAAUUUAGCUCCUGACGCUAUGACGUUUGAUCAGUCAAACAACAUUAUAUAUUCCAUCGGAAAAAACUUGUACAAGUUGACUAAAGUUGCUACCGGCAGUUGUUUUGGUAGCUAAUGGCUAAUUCCAGUUGAAAAUAAUAAACUAGAUUUGCUACAUAAUUUACUUUGCUUUGCCAUACAUUUAUGACUAAUGUAAGAAAUUUUUGUCCUACAUCUUUUAUACGUAUCUGCAUUGUAUUGUUUUCCUUCCUGUAAAACUGAAUUUUGUUGUGAAAAAAUACCCAAAUAAAAUCUUGCUUUUUUGCCUUUACUUGGAGUAAAUUAAUUAUUUUACCUGUAUUUGUAAUUACCAGAAGUCCAAUUCAGUUUUAACAACUUGUAACGGUUUUGAUCUUUUGUACGUCAAAGCCGUAUCAAAACCAGUGCAAAAUCGUGUCAGGUUGAUUUCGGGGAUAAAAACUGUCCUAUAUUCUUCCCUGGGAGUCUCCUAGAAUUUGAAUUAUAGUAUUUCAUUUCAUUUCAUUUCAUUUCAUAGCCCAAUAUUUUUAAUUAUUUUAUACUCUUUACGUAGGACUGGAUCAUGUAUUUAGGUUACAACUUCUCAUUAUUAGAUAGUCCCAUUAAAAAUGAAAUAAUAAAGAACGAAAAAGAACGUAAUAAUACCGGUAUUUUUGUAUGAAGGAAAAACCGGUUCCGAACCUUGGGUGGAGGUAAGAACGGCUAUGUAGGCUUUUCCACUGAUGCAUACUCGGGGGUACUAUAAAUAAACAUCCAACAGAUCUUGGGAUUCGGGAUGAGACUUAACCUUGCUAACAUUAACACCUUUCAAAAGAAACUUAAACACCUAUUCACGUAUAAAAGCUCAAGACAUGGUACACAAAACAAUUGUCGACUAUUUUUUACGUUAGAAUUAUCAUAAAUAAUUAGGAAAAAAUAUAAACACAUGUCUAGCUUGAUAUUUAUUUUUUAAGUUCCGUAAAACCACCCAACUAUAGUCCAAUACUGCAACUAUGGUCCACAAGUUCAAAAGGAAAUUAAGUAUCUAUACCAAUGUUCCUUGUGGUUUACUCCUAGUUUUACCUUCCAUUUAUAAACAUACUUUGCCUUAGAACUACAAAAAUAUAGUAAAAUACACACCUGAACCAGAAAAAUUGAGUUUAUUUGUGGACCAUAGUUGGGAGCUUUGGACUAUAGUUGGAUGGUUUUACGGUUAUCAAAAACACUUCCAGAUUAAAUUUGCAAUUUAACCCCCUUUGUUCAUUAGUGGGUGUUCAUUAUUCUUGAAAAAUCCUUGAGAUUACACUAAAGACACCUUCUUUGAAUAUAAAUAAAAAUUGAAAUCUGUUCACAUGAUAAAAAAUUAUCCCUGAAAAACCAACAUACAUACAGGUUGCGUAAAUUAGCAAUUUGUCGAUAGGUAGAUGGCGCUGAACUCAAUAAUGCUUGGUAUAUUUCUGGUCAUAAGUCUUUCGUAUUUAUAGUUACUUGAGAUAAUUGAAAGUUUGUACGGAAUCCUCGGUGCGCGGUGUUGAUCAGAUCUUUUAAGUAUUUUUCGACAGUAUUACCUUAUCGGAACAAAAUUAUUUCUAAAUGGAUAUAAUAAUGCUGAUUAAAUUAAUUAAGCAAAUGUGACUGAUAAUUAUAAUUUGUUUUCAUGAUUUUCGUCAACACUGAUUAUGAGAAUAUUACAACUCGCUAAUUGAUGCAGGAUAUAAAUUGGAAUAUAACAUUUAGAGGGUGCAUUUUAAAGUGCAACAUCAUGGGUCGUACACUGGCGUUGGUUUUUGUAACUCUGGUGCUUCACGCCUUAUGGGGCUCUGCACUCUCUGCCUUGCUGGGCCCGCGCAUUACGGCCACCAAGAUCCUCGACCUAGCCGAGGUGGACAAGAAUGGAUAUUGCUACUCUUGCAUCAAAAUCGACAACAUCUGCUACAACCACACCGAGCUGUUCGAGCUCCCGGCGCCCUUCGGUGAACACCCCGUCGUUAAAAGAAUGGGGAUCAUGAAGUCUUCGAACCUUCUAUACUAUAACUUCGAACCUGCGCUCAGUGAUAAGGAAUACUCCAAAGUUGCCUUCGUGUCGUUAUAUUCUACGAAUUUCUCUGGCGUCAUUUCUGGCUGGCAGUCUUUCAACUUUGGUCCUUUUGAUAUAAACCAAAACAAUAAAAAAGUAUAUCUAGGUGGUUCCGACGGUAUAUGGGUUGUUAAUACUAUUAGCCGUUUCCCAGCAUUUUUUAGUAUGAAGGCGAAUCUUAUCACUAACGUUGUUGUAAGGGACAAUGUGUAUUUUACUGCGUCAGGUUAUGAUGGAAUAUUUAAAUAUGUGGACGGGUAUUAUGUCGGUCAAUUAGUAGAUAAAACGAUAAAUAAUUUUAUUCUGGAUAUCGGGUACAAUAUUGUGUAUUUAAAUGAUACUGGAUUAUAUAUUUCAUUCCGUAGUAAAAGUCAGAAUGAUGUAAGAUUAUCAACGGAGCGGUUCAUCAGAGGUUUGACUGUCGACGGGAAAGGAGCAGUAUACGCCUGGCAUGUAGAUGGGAUAUAUAAAGUGACUUUAGGUAAAGUUCUUUCCCAGUCUACAUUGAAACGUGUUUCAAAUUUAGCUCCUGACGCUAUGACGUUUGAUCAGUCAAACAACAUUAUAUAUUCGAUCGGAAAAAAGUUGUACAAGUUAAGUAAAGUGACUACCAGUGAUUGUUUUGGUAUGUAAUGUCUGAAUCCAAUUGAAGAUAAACGAGAUUUGCUAUAGGUAUAAUUUGCUUUGCUUUGCCGUGGGCACCUGAAUACAUUUAUUUAACUACUUUAUUUUUGAGUACAUUUAUUUAACUACUUUAUUUUUGAAUACAUUUAUUUAAUUACUUUAUUUUUGAAUACAUUUAUUUAACUACUUUAUUUUUGAAUACAUUUAUUUAACUGCUUUUAUUGCAUGGCAUAUAUGUAAAUAGUUUUUAAGUCUCAUGAAGUGAAAUGUUAAUUUCUUUUGAGAAUAAUAAAAAUAUCUUUAACCCAAACUACUUUAAGUAAUUUUUGCCCUACCUAUUUCGGCAUUGUAAUUUUUUUCCUUACUGUAAUCUUAUUUUGAAAAAAUAAAUGAACCUUGCUUUUUGCCUUUAUUAGUUGGAGUGAAAUAAAAUUAUUCUAAACCCUGUCUCUCAACUUUGGGAAGUAA
Molecule: messenger RNA, 4157 nt
Organism: Cydia pomonella (codling moth)
Lineage: Eukaryota; Metazoa; Arthropoda; Insecta; Lepidoptera; Tortricidae
Exons: 3
Coding region: 177-1106 (309 amino acids)
Source: RefSeq, a predicted model, not a curated record